GAAAGGCUCCUGAUGCCUCUUUCCUGGGAGUGAUUCCACGGCAAAUCCUUCCCAUCCCAAGCAUCCAGGAGAAGCAGGCCACCGCCAUGUCCCACCCCAGGCUGCUGCUGCUCCUCGUCCUGCUCGGAGCUGCCGGGACCGGCCGGGCCCUGAGCCUCUCCAGCGCCGCCUCCAUCUACAGCUGCCUCAACGCCGCCCUGUCGGGAGCGCAGGGGAUCCUUCCCGAGGAGAACGCCGUCCUGGACAAGCGCGGCUCCGAGUCGCCGUCCCUGGAGGAGGCGUCCGAGGAGGACGCGGCGGAGGAAGAGCUGGGGAAAAGGACAUUCCCGGGGGACAGCCACUUCAAACACGCGUCCCCGGCGCCGGCGAAGGGCAAGACCUACCAGAACCGGGCCAAGAGCGACCGGCGCACCAAGGUCACGCUGUCCCUCGACGUCCCCACCAACAUCAUGAACAUCCUCUUCAACAUCGCCAAGGCCAAGAACUUGCGGGCCAAGGCGGCGGCCAACGCCCACCUCAUGGCCCAGAUCGGGCGGAGGAAGUGACUGGGCCACCGCCGGAGGGGACUCGUGGCCGGGUGUGACAUCGGCGCUGUCUGGUUUUGACCCAUCGAGCGGCCUCACAUCCAUAUUCCUUCUCCUCCCCUUGUCUCCUCCCCGCUCGCCUCCGCCAUUCCUUCCGGACAUUUCCACGCGCAGGGAAGAGGUCCCCGUCCCCGGCAGGGCGCGGGGGACGCGUCACCCGGGAAGGUUCCUGAUUAAAGUUGCGAUCUCUGGA
Molecule: messenger RNA, 777 nt
Organism: Vidua chalybeata
Lineage: Eukaryota; Metazoa; Chordata; Aves; Passeriformes; Viduidae
Gene: UCN3
Product: urocortin 3
Exons: 2
Coding region: 87-545 (152 amino acids)
Biological process (GO): cellular response to nutrient levels; hormone-mediated signaling pathway; digestion
Cellular component (GO): extracellular region
Molecular function (GO): corticotropin-releasing hormone receptor 2 binding; hormone activity
Source: RefSeq, a predicted model, not a curated record